Molecule: messenger RNA, 916 nt
Organism: Myzus persicae (green peach aphid)
Lineage: Eukaryota; Metazoa; Arthropoda; Insecta; Hemiptera; Aphididae
Product: ATP-dependent DNA helicase PIF1-like
Exons: 1
Coding region: 1-717 (238 amino acids)
Biological process (GO): DNA repair; telomere maintenance
Molecular function (GO): DNA helicase activity
Source: RefSeq, a predicted model, not a curated record
AUGGUCGCUCCGCAACAAUGGCAGAUCUGUGUUGUCCGUGGCGUUCACGGGAAUAGCGGCGGCGCUCAUGGACGGUGGUAUGACCGUUCACUCGACGUUCGGUUUGCCUUUCGGUACGCUCAACGAAGAUUCGACGUCGUCCAUCGCCAUGCAGUCUCGCGUAGGAUACGGGAGGCGGCACUCAUCGUCUGGGACGAAGCGCCCAUGUCUCCGGGGCUCCAACUGACGGUGGUCGACCGGUUGCUGAAGGACAUAAUGCAAUCGGAACUGCCGUUCGGUGGUAAGACGGUUCUAUUCGCGGGUGACUUCAGACAGAUACCACCGGUGGUCCGCAGGGGGACGAGGGCCGCGAUCGACGGGAACGUGAACACCGCCGAAAUCCCCAGGAAUAUGGUAUGUGACAUAGCUAAUUUGAUUGAUUUUGUUUACCCGCAGCAAAUGUCGUUGGCUAACGUCAACGACUUUGCUCGGAAAAUAAUUCUCUGUCCCCGGAACGAGGAUUGUAGGCAGGUCAAUCGCAUGGUGCUGCAACGCCUCACUGGUGCCGCGAGAACCUACACCGCCAUACACACGGUGGUGGCGAACGAGAUUGCCAACUACCCGACCGAGUUUUUGAACUCGCUGGAUCCCGAGGGACUUCUUCCGUACAGGCUGACGCUGGUGGUCGGUUCCGUGGUCAUGCUGCUGCGGAACAUCGAUCCAAAAAUCAGAAUGUGAAACGGAACAAGGUUAGUGGUUACGGAACUGAGGCGCAAUAACUUCAAAGCGAGGUUGUUGGAGGACGCGGGGGAAGGGCAGGACGACAUCGUCAUCCCCAGGAUACCGCUGUCGUCCAGCGGAGACGACGACCUGCCCUUCACCAUGCGUCGGGUUCAGUUUCCGGUGAGACUUUCGUUCGCGAUGACGAUCAACAAGU